This is a messenger RNA of Cicer arietinum (chickpea), 2203 nucleotides long. Lineage: Eukaryota; Viridiplantae; Streptophyta; Magnoliopsida; Fabales; Fabaceae. The record is from RefSeq and is a predicted model, not a curated record.
CAAUUGAGUCCCUCUUUAAAAUAUGUUUUAGUUUGUGAAAAGGAAUUUGGUAAUGAUGCAAUCAUAGUAAAGAUGUCGAAACCAAAGUGGGGUAAGGUGGGGUUAGCUUCGUAUUCAUUCAUUUAUACGGCCUCUCGUUCGUUUUAUGCGACGACAAUCCCCAAUUCAUAUUAAUUAUUAAUUAUUAUUGUUAUUAUGGAUUAACGCUGCUUCUUCUUCUUCUUCUUCCUUUCAGGUCAUACGAUUACAAAGUUGAUUGAUUCACUAGGAAGCCUUUGAUCGGAGCUAUGUCUUCCUCUUUUCCAUCUUCCUCAAUGCAGGCUGCAUCGAUAAAUUCCAACAUCAGAAGCGUUGGGCACAUGUUUUCAACUCNUGCUGAACUUCCUGACAACAUACUUUUUUCCUCGGCUUCAGAAGCACAUUCUACGACAUUUGUUUCUCCCCCUCAAGAAAUUGAUGCUAUCUCCUGGGGAACAGAUCCUAUUGAAAAUAUUCUUCAGCUUCCUGAUAAUGUUCCCUUCCAGAAUGAUCAGGUGGAAUACAAUGGUUCUUACGUCUUGGAUGGAAAUGGUAAACCAACGGAUUUCAAGGAGUGGGUUGAUCAGUUAAUGUCGGAUGAUGAUUCUCUUCAACCAAAUUGGAAUGCACUUCUCGGUGAUAAUAAUAAUAAUAACAAUAUUGCAGAACCAAAGCCAAAGGAAACCCAGGUUUCACUGCAGCAGUAUGUACCAUCUAAAGAAGUUAACGAUCUUCCUAAUUCUGUGUCGACUACAUCACAACCUAAGCCCAGAAUGCGCUGGACUCCAGAACUUCAUGAGGCCUUUGUAGAAGCAGUCAAUCAGCUUGGUGGCAGUGAGAAGGCUACUCCAAAGGGUGUCUUGAACCUGAUGAAAGUUGAGGGCCUUACCAUCUAUCAUGUGAAAAGCCACUUGCAGAAAUAUAGAACUGCCAGAUACAAACCGGAAUCAUCAGAAGAAAUUCCAGAGAAGAAGUUGGCUUCAAUUGAAGAAAUGACGUCUUUAGACUUAAAAACGACUAAGGGGAUUACGGAAGCUUUGCGAUUGCAGAUGGAACUCCAGAAGCGACUUCAUGAACAACUUGAGAUACAAAGAAAUUUACAAAUUCAAAUUGAGAACCAAGGGAAGCGUCUACAGAUGAUGUUUGAGCAACAGAUUAAGUCAGAUGAUCCUUCUGCUCCACUAUCAAGUGAUGUGCUACCUUCUCCAGUUGAAAAUUUAGAAAACUCAAAUGAGGGUCAUGAAAAAAUUGGAAUCAGUGGUAGCACUCCUCCCAACAUGCCUGAAGAAAGUUUCCAGGAUGCAAGCAUAAAACAAAGGGGAGAAGAUGCUCAAAUUAUUGAUGAACUUGAGCUGGGAGAAGACCAACUUGCCGCACCACCCACAAAACGAGUGAAGACUGACUGACAAAUUGAUGAAAGCAGAAUGGUUUCCAACCCUGUAAAGGCGUCUUCUGUUUCUGCUUUUACAGAUAACAUGCUGGAACUUCCCUUUCUGAUUUUGACUAUGACCUCCUUAAUCGGUGAUUAAUUUCACAGUAUCUACUUCUUGUCCUUGAUUUAGGGUAUCAUUUUGCAUUGGGAAACUUCUCUCCAGAUAUUUUUUGUACAUUAAUGGAAUGUUUGGACAAUGGAGCUUCCUGAAAUAUCGUUAGAUCCUGGGAUAUAUCAACUAUAUUAUUAGUGUUUUAUGUUAUGGGAGCUGCUAUUUGCAUUCGCCUUUUUCUCAUAAUACUCUUAACAGAAUUUAACUUCCACAAUCUGUUCUCAUCCUUUUGGGAAGUAAACUUUUGAAAUCCCUCUCUGUUCCUUUUCCCUUUCCUCUCCCUUCCCCUCCCCUCUAAUUGUCUACUUCCUUGUGCCGAGAUAAGAUUGUAGUAUCAUAACCAUCUUUGAGAUGAAUGCAGAUAGAGCUAUAUAUAGAGAAGAAAGGCAUCAUCGAAGCAUAGUAGUAGAAACAUAAUCACAUUUGAAGAAAGGUUUAUUUGAAUUUUUAUUGUUCUUUUUUAUUCGGCACAUAUUUAUUUAUGUUAUGUAAGUUAAUUAUCGAAUCAGGGAACAAGGAAGAUUUUACCCAAUGUAAUAUAUUCUCUUAAUAGAGGUAAUUAACUUGUUUCGAGGAAAUAAGAACACAUUUAUGUAUUCUGUAAAUUAAUUUCGGAACUGUUAAUGCCUUUCAGAAGUUAA